Molecule: messenger RNA, 1275 nt
Organism: Diutina rugosa
Lineage: Eukaryota; Fungi; Ascomycota; Pichiomycetes; Serinales; Debaryomycetaceae
Gene: VPS4
Product: AAA family ATPase
Exons: 1
Coding region: 1-1275 (424 amino acids)
Biological process (GO): vacuole organization; endosomal transport
Molecular function (GO): ATP hydrolysis activity; ATP binding
Source: RefSeq, a predicted model, not a curated record
AUGUCGAGUGGAUCCGGCGACUUUCUCACUAAGGGCAUUGAGCUCGUACAAAAGGCAAUCGAUGCCGACACCGCUACCAAGUAUGAGGAGGCAUACAAACUAUACUACAACGGGCUCGACUACUUGAUGCUUGCGUUGAAAUAUGAAAAGAACAAUAAGCUGAAGGAGCUUAUCAAGCUGAAAAUCAAUGAGUACCUUAGUCGGGCAGAAAAGUUGAAGGAGCACCUUGAAAAGGGUGGCGAAACUCAAGGCAACACCUCGACGAAAGCGAAAAAGGCAGGCAACGGUGAGGGCGAUAAUGAUGAAGAUAAUAAGAAAUUGCGGGGUGCGCUUGCUGGAGCAAUUUUGCUGGAGAAGCCCAAUGUCAGUUGGGACGAUAUUGCUGGGUUAGACCAAGCGAAAGAAGCAUUGAAGGAAGCGGUGAUCUUGCCGGUCAAGUUCCCGCAAUUAUUCACUGGUAACCGGAAGCCGACGCUGGGGAUUUUGUUGUAUGGUCCUCCUGGUACCGGUAAGUCUUACUUGGCUAAGGCCGUGGCCACCGAGGCUAAUCUGACGUUCUUUUCGGUGUCGCUGUCGGACUUAGUGUCGAAGUGGAUGGGGGAAUCGGAACGGUUAGUGAAGCAGUUGUUUACUAUGGCGCGGGAAAACAAACCCAGUAUUAUAUUUAUCGAUGAGGUUGAUGCCCUCUGUGGUCCUCGUGGUGAAGGGGAGCUGGAAGCGCUGCGGAGAAUCAAGACCGAGUUGCUCGUGCAAAUGAACGGGGUCGGUAACGACUCGCUGGGGGUGCUUGUCCUUGGUGCCACCAACAUCCCCUGGCAAUUGGAUGCUGCCGUGAGAAGACGGUUUGAACGGCGUAUAUACAUUGCGUUGCCUGAUGCCGAAGCCCGCAAGCGGAUGUUUGAGCUUAACAUCGGUGACGUCCCUUGUGAGUGCACUGCUCAGGACCUCAAAGUGCUAGCAGAAAUGACCGAAGGCUAUUCCGGUCACGAUAUCGCCGUGGUGGUGCGUGAUGCCCUCAUGCAACCGAUCCGUAAGAUCCAACAAGCCACUCAUUUUAAGCCGGUGGAAGAUGGUAAAUUGACCCCUUGUUCCCCUGGCGAUGAAGGUGCGCGAGAAAUGAACUGGAUGGAGUUGGAGACCGAACAGUUGAAGGAGCCUGAGCUCACGAUCAAGGACUUUAUCAAGCUGAUCAAGCUGAACCGGCCCACGGUGAACGAGACCGAUAUUCUGCGGCACGUUGAUUUCACCAAUGACUUUGGCCAAGAAGGCAACUAA